AUGCUCUCCUUCGUCAACUACACUCCUCGACCUCACCCCGAGCACAAGAACAAGGAACAUUGCCGGGUUCACUCUAACCCAUCAAACGUUCCUCGCGAUAUCUCCAACAAUACUCCAGCCACAGACCCCAAGUCUGCCAUCCCACGAUCUGCCGCUCCGCCUGCUCCAGCAGCCUGA
Messenger RNA from Fusarium proliferatum ET1, 177 nucleotides. RefSeq lists its product as uncharacterized. Lineage: Eukaryota; Fungi; Ascomycota; Sordariomycetes; Hypocreales; Nectriaceae. The transcript is spliced from 2 exons. The record is from RefSeq and is a predicted model, not a curated record. Bases 1 to 177 code for a protein of 58 amino acids.